CAUGUCCGUGAAGCCUUUCUCCCAUUUCCCGCGGAGCAAACUUGGCGUUUCUUUCAUUUACGGAGCCAAUAGUGUCAAUUGCAAAACCAAAACCCGGUGUUUAUUUCCCUUUACCAGCUUGCAAAAUGCUAAUUCGAGGUCCGAUAAGGGGUGGGAAUGUAGGAAUUUGAAAGCUUCUUGCCAAUUCUUUGCUUCAGCGAAUGAGAAGCAGGGCAACGUUGGUUCUGGGUUACGGAAGGCGUUUUCCUUUGCCCAGUCCAUUUCACCUGGUGGUAGCUGGUGGAACUUAUCUGUAAAUAAGCAAGACGAGAUUGCAGCGGCGAAGCCAAUGACGGCACUGCUCGCUCUUCGCCGAAUGUGGAUUUUAAUUUCCAGCGAGAAAUGGAUUUUACUUUUGGCGUUUGGCUCCCUUGUCGUUGCUGCCGUGUCAGAGAUCUCCAUGCCAAGUAUAUUGGCUGCGUCAAUAUUUUCGGCACGGAGUGGCGAGACCGUGGGGUUCUACCGGAAGGCACAGUUCUUACUUGUUCUGUGUUUCACUUCAGGCAUAUGCAGUGGUUUGCGAAGCGGCUGCUUUGGAAUUUUAAAUGUAAUCCUGGUAAAGCGUCUCCGGGAAAAUCUGUAUGCAGCUCUUCUGUUUCAGGACAUAUCCUAUUUUGAUAGAGAGCAAGUUGGUGACUUGACAAGCAGGCUUUCAGCAGAUUGUCAACGACUAUCUUAUGUCAUAGGAAAUGAUCUACAUUUGAUAUUUCGCAACACUUUACAGGGAACAGGGGCAAUAAUUAAUUUGCUGAUUUUAUCAUGGCCUCUGGCAUUGUCUGCCUUGGUGAUUUGCUCUCUUUUGUCCUCAAUUUUCCUGGUUUAUGGCCAGUAUCAAAGAAAAGCAGCAAAGUGGACCCAAGAUUUCACAGCUAGUGCCAAUCAAGUAGCACAGGAAACCCUUUCACUGGUAAGAACAGUCCGAGCCUAUGGCACUGAAGUAGAAGAAAUUGGAAGGUACAAGCAAUGGCUUCAGAGAUUAGCAUUUAUAAACACACGAGAGAGUUUGGCUUAUGGUUUUUGGAGCCUGAGUUUUAACACUCUUUAUCGUUCAACUCAGGUACUUGCGGUGCUGUUAGGAGGAAUGUCCGUUCUCUGUUGUCGUGUAACUGCAGAGCAGCUUACUAAGUAUGUACUAUACUGUGAGUGGCUGAUUUUUGCUACUUGGAGGGUGACAAAUAGCUUGUCAUCAUUCCUGCAGUCAAUUGGAGCAUGUGAAAAAGUUUUCCAAAUGAUGGAUCUUUUGCCCAGUGACCAAUUUUUAUCCAAAGGAGUGAAGUUGCGGCGGUUAAGGGGACGUAUUAAUUUUGUAAAUGUAUCAUUUUGUUAUCCUACAAGGAUCACGGUGCCUAUUCUAGAACGCUUAAACUUCUGUGUAGAACCAAAUGAAAUGAUUGCAAUAGUUGGUCUUAGUGGUAGCGGAAAGAGCACAUUACUCAAUCUUUUACUUCGUUUAUAUGAGCCGAGUAAUGGUCAGAUUUACAUUGAUGGGUUCCCUCUCGGAGAAUUGGAUAUCAGGUGGCUGAGACAAAACAUUGGCUACAUAGCACAGGAACCGCAUCUCUUUCACAUGGACAUCAAGUCAAAUAUAAAAUACGGUUGCCCUAGGGACAUUAAACAGGAAGAUAUUGAACGAGCAGCAAAGCAGGCCUAUGCUCAUGACUUCAUUUCAUUGUUUCCCAACGGCUAUGAAACCAUUGUUGAUGAUAAUUCACUCAGCGGGGGACAAAAGCAACGAAUUGCCAUUGCUAGGGCCAUUCUUAGAGACCCUGUUAUUAUGAUACUGGAUGAAGCAACCAGUGCUCUAGAUUCUGAGAGUGAGCAUUAUAUCAAGGAGGUUUUAUAUCCAUUGAGAGGGGGAACUAAAGAAAGAACCACCAUUGUCAUAGCACAUAGGCUUUCUACCCUAAAAGCUGCUGACAGGAUCUUCGUAAUGGAUGAUGGUCGCAUCAUUGAGAUGGGUAACCACGAAGAACUUCUGCUUAAAGGUGGGCUCUACGCAAAAUUGUAUAAAGUUCAAACAGAUAUUUUGACCUAAUUCAAGUGGUUUGAGGAUUUAUAACAAUUUGAGGCGAGAGAGGGAAGGGUCGUGAUCACUAAACUAUGUAAUCAGAAGAGAGCUAAAGGCUGCAAUGCUGGUAAGAUCCGCGCUUCAUCUCAUGUUGGUUGACAUGAAUUUCAGUGAAGCAGAGCGUACUCGCUGUGGUAUUCCAUGACGAAAGCAAAUGAGGUCAAAAGCUUUUGAUUCAGUAAACCGAGACCAGAGCAAUUGCUAUUGAGCUUCCCGCAUUAGAAGCUAUGGAAUUUCGCAAGUCCUCUUUGUCUUCAGAGUAACUAGUGAAGUUGAUUCUAUUGGAAUGAAAGUGCAUGAAAGUGUGCUUUGAUUUGAUUGUCCAUUAGUUACAAAGUGCAGAUGAUAAUAUGUAUGAGCCCUUCACUUUCCCACUGCAACUACUAUAUUUCCUGAUGAAAGAUCGCAUAUAUUUGAUUUCAUUUGCCCUCGAUCAUAAUUGUAAAUAAAGGACAGGAAAUCGUUGUUUAUCGGCA
Messenger RNA from Neltuma alba, 2583 nucleotides. RefSeq names its product ABC transporter B family member 26, chloroplastic. NCBI's taxonomy places the organism in Eukaryota, Viridiplantae, Streptophyta, Magnoliopsida, Fabales, Fabaceae. Bases 2 to 2074 code for a protein of 690 amino acids. Gene Ontology annotation, molecular function: ABC-type oligopeptide transporter activity; ATP hydrolysis activity; ATP binding. The transcript has 18 exons. Gene Ontology annotation, biological process: transmembrane transport. The record is from RefSeq and is a predicted model, not a curated record. Gene Ontology annotation, cellular component: membrane.